This is a messenger RNA of Meloidogyne enterolobii, 361 nucleotides long. The record is from the annotation of a GenBank genome assembly. NCBI's taxonomy places the organism in Eukaryota, Metazoa, Nematoda, Chromadorea, Rhabditida, Meloidogynidae.
AUGACAAAUGUACGUACUAAUUAUCCAAAUGCUUUUCGUAUUCUUCACAUAGUUGUUGUAUGUGUUGUUUUAUUUCAUUGGAAUGCUGCUCUUUAUUUUAAAAUUUCCUUAAUUUAUGGAAUUUUUAGUAAGAAUUUUUUCUGUAAAAUAAAAAAAUAUUUUUAAGCAACCGAUGCUUCUGCUUGGGAAUUUAAUUACUUAAAAAAUCAGGAUGUAUGGUGGGUACGUUGUGGUCAAAUGUUAUGGGCAGAAAUACCAGAAGGACAUUGUUUUUUUAAUGAAAGUGGUUUGGGUGAUCCGGAUAUUGAUAGAGUUAAUUAUUUAAAUGAGAUGGUUAAAUAUUGGGAAAAUCGGUUAAUUA